UUAAGAAAAAAGUAGACAAAAAAUAUUUUAUUUUUUAUUACGUUAUUACAUUAUUUACUUAGUUUUAUUGCUUAGGUGUUUUUAUUAUAGAGGUGUCAAAGUAAAGACUUUGUUGUGAAAAUCUUUUAAAAUUUUCGUAGAAGGGCUAGGAUUAUGUCGAUUAGAAAUUCGUCCUUUAUAACAUUUUUCUCUUAACAAUAUAAGCUAUAAAAAUUUAUUAUUCGGCUGCUAAGCUUUUAUCUACGUUUUGUAACAUAUUGUAAUUGUAUUUAGAGAAAAAUUUUAGAGAAAAAUUUUUCCUUGUAACGAAUCUAAUUUCUAGAUGUUUCUAGAUGUUUUCACGUAAUUUUUAGCGUGAUGAACAAGUUUGAACGUGAAAAAUCAUGAUUUUUCCUGUUAUUUGACUGUCUGCGCAAACUUUUCCCCCACUUUUCUUUAUAUUUCGAUAUAUAAGCAGCACGAGAAGAUGCGAAUUCUUAUUCAUUUGAGUUUGCUCGUACGAAAAUCUUCCUUUCGGCUUCGAUACAAGAAUUUGUCGUUGUUGUGACUAGUAUUCAACUCGGUUUUAUUCGAAAGUGAUAACAAUGGCUGCCACGAAAGAAGUUUCCAGUGAUCAGAAGAAUCUAGUCGAUUUUGUUAAAUCUACACACGUUUGCGAUAUUAGCAAAUCGGACAACAAGAUCGACAUCGAUAGAAGAAACGAACAGCGUUAUUUAUUACUAUCGACAACGUAUGGUCUUAAUUCAUCCUGCACUAAGAAGUUACAUGUGGGGUUGCAAGCGACAAACGACGAUUGCUUCGUGCCGAUUGUUAAAUUAACUGGCAAUUAUAUCGAUGGAAUUUGCUUCGAUAUUGACAGCUGGCAGCAGUUUCAAAUCAGCAUGGAACAGAUGAGACUGUACUUGAGCGAAAAUCAAAAAACUAGGCCGAGUCCGAUUAUCAUCAACAAUAUUUCCAUCGGAUUCACCACCGCUUACGGGUCGAGGGCUGUGAUAGUGACUUACAAGGAAAAUGCAGAACAAUCUGCGAGUAAUGGUGAAGCGGAGGAGCAAGCGCAGCCGCCUUUGAAGAAGCGAAAAACGCAGAACAUCGCUAUCGUGAUGCAGAAAGCUACUUUCCUAGGCCUGGAAAAUAUUGCGAGAUGUGUGGAUGCACAUUUGUCUCAGCUAGUUUGCAUCGCCGACACCGUCAACACCUGCGCCAAUUACUUAAUAAACGAGAUAGAAUUAAAACUCCCAUCAGCUUACAUAGAUCGUGAAAUUAUAAAGCUCAUAGUUAUCGGUAAUUUUCAAGAAAUUGAACGCAAUGUACAAACGCAAAUAAAGGAUUUAACAUUUUUAGAUGUAUAUUUCAAUAUUGUAUUCGAAGAAUUACUUUUUCACUAGGAUUUAAUGAAAUUGCGCGUAUAA
Formica exsecta is the source of this 1409-nucleotide messenger RNA. RefSeq lists its product as uncharacterized. Lineage: Eukaryota; Metazoa; Arthropoda; Insecta; Hymenoptera; Formicidae. The record is from RefSeq and is a predicted model, not a curated record. Bases 585 to 1385 code for a protein of 266 amino acids. The transcript has 2 exons.